AUAAAUAUUAAUUAUCAUAUAAAUUUAAUAAAAAGUUAAGUAAAAUAAAUUAUCAUCAAUAAAUAAAUGUAUCCACCAUAAUAGCAAUAGUAUAAUCAAUAACCCUAUGGUUAAGGUUAUGGAUAAUAAGGUAUGCCUAACAUUUAAAUGAUGCCUAUGCAAUAGUAUGCAGUAGUGGCUAUUUAAAACGGAUUGUAAAAGUUAGCUUCUGCUUAAGGUAUAUUUAUUGAAUAGAAGUUAGAAGUCAUUGAGGCAUUGACUGGAUGCUAAACUCCUAAUGUCUACAAGGUUUAUCCUGCUGAUGUUAAUGGUAUAUAAACAUCAGAUUAAACUAUAUUCAAGUGUAAAGAACUUAGUAACUGUUGUGUACGUUAAUGCAUAGCCCCAAGCUGCCGUCCAUUUGAUAUGGCAGUCACAAAUUAGCAAGGAAAAUUAAAUUAUGGAUAACUUUCUGGCUCAACUUUUAUUUAAAUGUAGCGUCCAUUCAAGUGUACAUGCCUUUGCUUCAACCGUCCUGAACUCUCUGUAACAGUUGUAGAAAAUGGGAUGAAUUAGUAUCUAGGAAAAAUUAGAGAACCAUUUAGAUUUUGUGAUCUUUGCGUUGAAAUUGAAGAUGCUGCAGGCAAUCUCAAGUUUAUAAUUUCUGGAUCCUGCUGCUAACUUGGUUAUCUUUGUAUGGGUUGCCCUUAUCAAUCUUGCCAAGAAUUAACUUUUGAAGUAAAGAAUCCAGCAGGUGAACUAAUUACAAGAAUUUUAAAGAAAUCUGCAGGUUGUCUAAAGAGUUGUUUUGGUAAAACAGAUAACUUUACUAUAGGUUUCCCUCCUGGUUUGUCUCCUGAAGACAAAGCUCUUUUUAUGGCUGCUACUCUUUUAAUUGAUUAUAUGUACUUUGAAAAUAAAACAGAACAACCAAAUGAUUUAUGA
This is a messenger RNA of Tetrahymena thermophila SB210, 924 nucleotides long. Its product is annotated as scramblase family protein. Gene Ontology annotation, molecular function: phospholipid scramblase activity. Lineage: Eukaryota; Ciliophora; Oligohymenophorea; Hymenostomatida; Tetrahymenidae. Gene Ontology annotation, cellular component: plasma membrane. Gene Ontology annotation, biological process: plasma membrane phospholipid scrambling. The transcript has a single exon. The record is from RefSeq and is a predicted model, not a curated record.